AUGAUAACUGUCAUUCACUGUUGGUCUGCUCCGAGAAGCCGCUCCACGGCGCUCCUUUACUCCUUCGAUGCUAGGGAAGAUUGCGUCGGUAUUGAUGAACCAUUGUACCGAGAGUGGUUGGUUGAAAAGGGUGACACUGUUGCAAGACCCUACACAAAGGAAUUGAUUGAAGGAGUUCCUCCGGAGGGCGAAUCGGAUGAGCAAGGUCAGUGGAAAAGGGAACGGUUGUCACUACAAGAGCGCAUCGCUGAAAUUGCGAAGAAGCUGAGCUCUGGAGUUAUCUUCUGCAAGCACAUGGCCAAGCACUCCCAUCUUUACGAUUUCGAUAAGGAAUGUGCCGUCGAGGGUGUGGAAGUUGUGCAUCGUCAUUUGUUGCUUGUACGAGACCCAGUAACAGUUCUUUCAUCUUGGGGCCAGUCCUCAGGCGUUCACGGUAAUGCCGCCACAUCAGACGAAGUUGGCGUCGUUCCUCUCUUGUCGAUUUAUUCGAAACUUGAAAGCCGGUAUAAUGGUGACAAAAAACAUGCCGUAGUCCUCGAAUCCGAGGAGCUUGUAAAGGACCCAAAUGAGAUUCUUUCUAUUAUUUGUGAAGAGCUUGGUAUUAAAUACAAGGAAUCGAUGCUCACAUGGCCCACUGGGCCAAAAGAGUGCGAUGGCCCAUGGGCAAAGUGGUGGUAUCACAAUGUUCACAAAUCGGAUGGGUGGAAUCGAAAAUCGACCAAGGACGAAUACUAUCCUCCAACUGGAAAGUACAGAACUAUAGACCCAUCAUUGAUGCCGGCCCUCAAGUCUUCGUUUCCAGCUUAUGAGUUCUUGAGACAACUAACCGCCAAGUAUCAAAAGCGUGGUCCACCGCCCAGUGAAAUUUACGAAGAUCCACGAAAUGAGCAUCUAUUGGUUUGGAUUGGUGCACCAGAACAUGGACGAUUGUACCCACGGAGUAUGGCAGCUGUUUCACCAUGGGACAGCAGUGUCCAAGGUGGCGAUGCGGCAUGGGAAGGUAUUCGAGUGUACAGAGGGAGGAUUCUCUCUCUAGAUAAACAUCUACGACGACUCGUGAGAUCAGCGAAAGCUUUGGGAUUCAAAAAUGUCCACACGAAGGAGCAAGUGACCGAAGCCAUAUUCCAAACUCUUGCAGCAAACGGCAUGCGUGACAACGCUCACAUGCGUCUAACCUUGACUAGAGGCGAGAAGUGCACCUCUAGUAUGAAUCCAGACUUUAAUGUCUACGGCACCACGUUGAUCAUCCUUCCGGAAUGGAAACCUACCGAGGGAGCGACAACGUAUGACAACACAAAGGGAAUUACUCUCAUUUCAGCGUCGCAGAGACGCAAUUCUCCAAACACUUGUGAUUCAAAGAUUCACCACAAUAAUCUGAUCAACAAUAUCUUGCCAAAGAUUCAAGCAAACCUUGCAGGUGCAGCUGACGCAAUCAUGCUGGAUGUUGAUGGCUAUGUCAGUGAGACAAACGCGACAAAUAUCUUUAUGGUAGAUGACGAAGGUACUCUUCUCACUCCACACGGAGAUCAUUGCCUUCCUGGAGUUACACGAAACACGGUCAUUGUUCUUGCUGCAGAGUUAGGCAUUCCAUGCGAGGUUCGUCGCGUGUCUUUGGCGGAGUUUCACGCUGCUGAAGAGGUAUUCACAACUGGCACAAUGGGAGAAUUAACCCCUGUGAAUACUAUCGACGGUAGAGUCAUCGGCACAGGAAGUCGUGGAGAAACCACAAAAAGGCUUCAGGAUGCAUACAAGUUCCUGCCAGAAAGGGAAGGCUGGGCAACUGAGAUUCCACCCUUUGAGUAA
Messenger RNA from Cylindrotheca closterium, 1803 nucleotides. The record is from the annotation of a GenBank genome assembly. NCBI's taxonomy places the organism in Eukaryota, Bacillariophyta, Bacillariophyceae, Bacillariales, Bacillariaceae.